AUCCAGAGCCUGAGCAAGAACCGGAGCAAGCAGACCCGGCAGACCCCAGCAGGAUGAAGGCACCCGUGGCUCUCCUGCUGGCCCUGCUGCUGUGUGGGCAGCCAGGCACCAGGCAGGCGCAGGACGAGGAGGAGGAGGAGGACGACGUGGACUUUGGGCCUGAAGGCUAUGACGAUGAUGAGGAGGAGGAGGAGGAGGCCAGUGUGGCUGCAGGUGGCAAGGGCAGAGGGCUGCUGCAGUGUUAUGCCUGUCAGUCCCUGUACAUGGGGGAGCCCUGCAAGCAAGUUCAAAACUGCGUCCACGGCCACAGCUUCUGCAAAGCCGUCAUCUCCCACAGGAACACGGAGUCGGAUCCUCUGACCACCUACUCCACAUGGUGUGCAGACACGUGUCAGCCCAUCACUAAGACACUGGAAGGGACCCUGAUGACCCUGACCUGUUGCCAGUCCACUCUCUGCAACAUCCCACCCUGGCAGGACCCCCCAGGCAACGGAGCCGGUAGCCCCCAGGGCAGCCCCACGAUGGUGGCUCUCCUGCUCAGCCUCCUUCCCGGCCUUCCGGCCGUGGGGUCCUGAAUGCGUGGUCCCACCCCCACCCCACUCACACCCUGGAUGGCCAGCACUCUGCCCAGUGCCUCACCCACCUGGCUCCCGCCCCAGCUUUGAUGAAUAAAUUUAUAGCAUCUUUAACGGUC
This is a messenger RNA of Mirounga angustirostris (Northern elephant seal), 694 nucleotides long. RefSeq names its product glycosylphosphatidylinositol anchored high density lipoprotein binding protein 1 (gene GPIHBP1). Gene Ontology annotation, molecular function: chylomicron binding; lipase binding. Gene Ontology annotation, biological process: triglyceride homeostasis; positive regulation of lipoprotein lipase activity. The transcript is spliced from 4 exons. The record is from RefSeq and is a predicted model, not a curated record. Gene Ontology annotation, cellular component: plasma membrane. Lineage: Eukaryota; Metazoa; Chordata; Mammalia; Carnivora; Phocidae. Bases 54 to 575 code for a protein of 173 amino acids.